This is a messenger RNA of Bubalus bubalis (water buffalo), 4633 nucleotides long. RefSeq names its product transmembrane protein 241 (gene SLC35D4). The transcript is spliced from 16 exons. The record is from RefSeq and is a predicted model, not a curated record. Gene Ontology annotation, cellular component: Golgi apparatus. Lineage: Eukaryota; Metazoa; Chordata; Mammalia; Artiodactyla; Bovidae. The coding region runs from base 392 to 1207 and encodes 271 amino acids. Gene Ontology annotation, molecular function: antiporter activity.
CCGGCCGGAGGCUGGUGGUCACUGUCACUCUUUACUAGCAGGGCAGCUGCCGGGUGUGGCUUCCUCUGGUCAGGCUCUACGAUGACCCUGAACCACCUCUUUGGCUGCGCGAGAGGGCAGCUGGAUCAAGUUAAACGGAAUCAGAGUGGUCACAGCCCUAGAGAACCUUAUUCCUCCCUCCACAUCCUGGAGAGCUGGCCCCGCCCACCGCGAGCCUGAGAGUUCUUGAGGAGGCGCUGCCCCUUUAAGAGGCGGGCACCGGAGGCGGUCGCUGCGCCGAUUGGCGGAGCUCGCAGCCACGUGGCGGUCCUGGCAGCAAGGGCUGUGGCCCGGCUCUGGUGGCGGCAGUGGGGCUUCUGGGGGGUCCCUGGGAAGGGGCGCAAAUUAACAGAUGUGCAUGAAGAAGUGUCUGGUCGGCCUCACGUUUUGUACCUGCUACCUGGCUUCUUACCUCACGAACAAGUAUGUCCUGUCUGUCUUGAAAUUUACCUACCCUACAUUAUUCCAAGGGUGGCAGACACUGGUUGGUGGACUUUUGCUUCAUGUGUCAUGGAAACUGGGCUGGGUGGAGAUCAACAGCCGUUCAAGAUCUGAUGUUUUGACGUGGCUUCCUGCUUCGGUGCUAUUUGUGGGUAUCAUCUAUGCCGGUUCCAGAGCGCUGUCCAGACUGGCCAUUCCUGUGUUUCUCACUUUGCAUAAUGCAGCUGAAGUUAUCAUCUGUGGGCACCAGAAGUGUUUUCGGAAAGAGAAAACUUCUCCUCCAAAGAUUUGUAGUGCCCUCUUCCUCCUGGCCGCUGCUGGGUGCCUGCCCUUUAACGACUCCCAGUUUGAUCCAGAUGGAUAUUUCUGGGCUGUAAUUCACUUACUCUGUGUAGGGGCUUAUAAGAUACUACAGAAAUCCCAGAAACUCAACAAGUUAAGUGACAUUGACCAGCAGUACUUCAACUAUCUAUUCAGUGUGGUGCUCCUGGCUUUAGCAGCUCACCCCACAGGUGAUCUCCUCAGCGUCCUGGACUUUCCGUUCCUGUAUUUCUACAGAUUCCACGGCAGCUGCUGUGCCAGCUCCUGUCUCUUUGGUCAGGCCGUGGCACUUGCCUGUUGGCUUGGAUCUGUGCGGAUUUUUAGGAUUCUUUCUCAUGUUCAGCACCAUGAAGCUAAAAAGCCUUAUGGCUCCGGGGCAGUGCGCAGCCUGGAUUUUCUUUGCUAAGUGCCAUUGAUCAUCACAGUGUUCUCUGCUGCAAAAAUGUGAUAACGAUUCUGGACUUCUCAACUUUUGACCUGAAUGAAUUUGCUUUAAAGAAAAUACCCGGAAUUUCUGCCCAUGUUCUGACUGCAAGGUUUAUAGGAAUUCUGUCAGUAUCCAAGAUAAUUUAUAAUACCUAAAUUAAAGUUUUUGGCAAUACAAAGAGCAGUUAAUUGGGAAAGUUUACAAGGCCUCCACUGUGGGAAUAAAUUGAUGUUUCCUUGGUUCAUUGUGGAUACAAUAAAUGAUGGCUGAGUGAAUGCUUAUUUUAUGCAUCUUUGCAGGCUUGUGCACUCAGAUCAGAAAUAAAGGUACAAUUCUGCACAUAUCUUGUAGAGUCCCUUCCACUGCCCCCAGUUAUGCUCUUAUAAUGUAUGUGCCUGUGUCUUUAGCUGUGCCAUUAAUCCUGUUUGAGUUCAUUUUUCCUUAUGAAGAUCUUUUGUCCCAGUCAUUAGAUCCAAGUUCCCCAGGGUGUGGCUGGACACAAGGUAAUUAGCAGGGUGCACUUCACCAUCUGUAUGUGCCCAAACCAGAGGGCAAGCAUCAGGCCUGUGUCAUUGGAGAAUGAGCUGGCAGUCAGAGCUAAUAAAAUAAAGCAGUUUUUGGGAACUCGGAAGGAGCAAACUUUCAUUAUGGGAAAGCUAAGUUUUUUGUUGUUGUUUUGUUUUUUAAAAUAUUUGGCUGUGCCAGGUCUUACUUGCCACCAGGGAUGGAACCCAGGCCUGCUGCAUUGGGCGCUUGGAGUCUUAACCAGUGGACCACUAGGGAAGUCCUGGGAAAGCUAAGUUUUGACACAUGAUAAUAGAAAAGAAUAACAUGUGGAUUUGAAAAACUUAGUAGACAUCUACUUGGUGCCAUUUUGGGCAAAUAACUUCUCUCUCCCAUAAUGCCUUAGAGACAUCUUGGUGACCUGGCCCCCCGGGGGCCCCAAGUACCCCACUGGAUCUUGCCCCAUGCUUGUUCUCCUGUUUUAUCCCCCAAAGUGGAAUUUGCUUAAAGUUCCAGUGGCUCAGAUGAUAAAGAAUCUGCCUGCAAUGCGGGAGACCCAGAUUCGAUCCCCAGGUCAGGGAAGAUCCCCUGGAGAAGGGAAAGGCAACCCACUCCAGUAUUCUUUCCUGGAGAACUUCAUGGACAGAGAAGCAUGAGUCCAUGGGGUCUCAAAGAGCAACUAACAUUGCACAGAUAGUCAUUUGCUCAUUUUUUUUCUGUUGAAAAUGCCCUCCCUUACAAAAAGUAGUCCAAACUUGCUCCGCACCCCACCCCGCCCCCUCACCCCGACUCUUCAUCAGCACUUUAAAGUGACCCAGUGGUUCUUUAGGUUAAGAUUUCUGAUGCUGUUUUUGUUUUUCUCUAAGUAGGCUGCGUCAGUCUGUAAGGCCAGGCAGUUCACAAGCUGUUAUGUGACACCAAAACAGCCAAUCUGUUAGUCAAAUGAGUAGCAAAAAAGGUUUUUUACAGUCAACAGUUGAUUGCCUGAUAUUAUGUAAGAUGUACUAAGUCGCUUCAUUUGUGUCCAAUUCUUUGCAACCCUAUGGGCUGUAGCCUGCAGGCUCCUCUGUCCAUGGGAUUCUCCAGACACGAAUAUUGGAGUGGGUUGCCAUGCCCUCCUCGAAGGGAUCUUCCUGACCCAGGGAUUGAACCUGCAUCUCCUGCAUUAGCAGUCGGGUUCUUUAUCACUGGCACCAUCUGGGAAGCAUAUAUUAUAUAAGCUAGACCACAUUUGACCACGUGUUAGAACACAUGUGUAAUUGUAUCUGAUUGUUUCUGUGCAUACCUGUGGGUUUGGGGUAGUAGAUUAUGAGAGGAACAGGCUGUCUCUGGCUACAUUUCCACAUCUGUCUUCUUGUCAUGUGACUUCUGGGGGUGUUGCAGGGGAUACAGGGAGACACCCCUCCUUCAGUUAUUUGAAAUGAACUUCUUUUCUAAUGUCUUGAGCGUCCUAGCUAUCUGUGAAGGACAGAACAUAUCAAGUGUAUUCCAAUGAAAAGGGAAAUGGAAUAAUUGCCAAAACGUUCCCUCUCAAAGUGUUGAGCUCCCAAAUCCUAACAAUCCUGUAUUGUUUAUCUUAAAAAAAAUUUUUUUUAUUAGAGUAUGGUUGAUCUGGGGCUUCCCAAGUGGCAUUGGUGGUAAAGAAUGUGUCUGCCAGUGCAGGAGAUGCAAGACAAAUAGGUUUGCUCCCUGGGUCAGGAAGAUCCCCUGGAGGAGGGCAUGGCAACCCACUCCAGUAUUCUUGCCUGGAGAAUCCCAUGCACAGAGGAGCCUGGCGGGCUGCAGUCCAUGGGGUCAGAAGAGUUGGACCUUAGCAUGCACCUGCGGACAUGGUUGAUUUACAGUGUUGUGUUAGUUUCUGCUCUACAACAAAGUGAGUCAGUUGUGCCUGUAUUAACAUAUGUAUCCACUCUUUCUUAGAUUUUUUUUUCCCAUAGGCCCUUACAGAGUUUUUUCAUUUAUUAUUUUUUAUUGAAGUAUAAUUGCUUUACAAUGUUGUGGUCGUUUCUGCUAUACAACAAAACAAAUCAGCUCCAUGUAUAUAUGUAUUCCCUCUCUCUUGAACCUCCCUCCCACCAAAUCCUAACAUUUUCAGGGUGCACAGAAGUAAACAGCUCUGGCAUAGCCAGGUGGGAGCAUACAUUUGGCAGUUUGGAACAGGAGUGCCGACAUUGCUUACAGUAGGGUUUAUGAGAUAGGAAUGCAAGCCUUGAGGUGGUGAGCACGUCCCUGACUCUCACUUGAAGGGAAAAACCAGCCCAGUUCUGAGCCCAGGGAAGAAAUGGUGCUUCUUCUACUGGUGUAUCCCUGCUCUGACAUCUGAGUUGAGCUUCACCAUGUGAACCACUCAGAUCCAGUCAAGUCCUAACGCAUCUUUUGUGAAGCCGGUCACGCUUAUUCUUAUUUUCAAGUUAUGCUUAGACAGUUGACUGUUCACUCUAAGAAUUAUAUAAUCAUGACUCCAUUUCAAUACUCACACCUCCUAUGAGGGUUUUCUUUUCCCUGAAAAAGAAUGUUUCAAGUUGCUCUGUGGGAAGUUGAUAUAUUCAACAGAGAUUCAUAGAGUGACCUGUCACAGUCCAGGCUGAGAAGAUGAGACAGCAGAGGGAAGGGACAAAGAGCCCUGCAUUUUGGAGGCAGAGAGGAUUGGAAAAAAAUCCCACUCUCCAACAAUGUAACUUUGAAAAGAUUCCUUAGCCUCUGGAUAUAUCAGUUUUCUCAUCUGUAAAAUGGGAAUAAUCGUAUAACUUUCACAGAAAUAUUACAAGGAUUACAUGAAAUAAUGUACUGUUGUUGUUGUUCAGCCGCUUAGUCCUGUCUGACUCUUUGUGACCCCGUGGACUGCAGCAUGCCUGGCUUCCUUGUCCUUCACUAUCUCCCAAAGUUUGCACAAACUCAUGU